Messenger RNA from Dermacentor silvarum, 668 nucleotides. RefSeq names its product phospholipid scramblase 3-like. The record is from RefSeq and is a predicted model, not a curated record. Bases 84 to 668 code for a protein of 194 amino acids. NCBI's taxonomy places the organism in Eukaryota, Metazoa, Arthropoda, Arachnida, Ixodida, Ixodidae. The transcript is spliced from 5 exons. Gene Ontology annotation, molecular function: phospholipid scramblase activity. Gene Ontology annotation, biological process: plasma membrane phospholipid scrambling. Gene Ontology annotation, cellular component: plasma membrane.
GAAUUUAUUCGUGUCAUCUUUAUUUUUACCUCGCAGCUAUCUGCGGCUACCAAACUUGCAAUUCCUACCAAGCGAAGAACUCGAUGGGCCAGUCCAUAUACAGUAUCACCGAAAAUUCGGGUAUUUGUGCAAGGUGUUGCUGCGGGCCAAGGCGAUGCCUGGAAAUGGAUGUUCGCGACUACACGAACUCCGUAGUGAUGCAUUUCGUGCGGCCACUGCGGUGCGUGCACACGGUAUUUUGCUGCUGCGUUUGCUGCUGUUGCUGCUUGCAGGAAAUGGAAGUUCAAGCACCGCCUGGCAAAACCAUCGCAUACGUGUAUCAGCGGUGGUCCUUAUGCUAUCCGUGGUUCAGCAUACACGACCGCAAUCAGAAGCGAGUGCUGGACAUAGUGGGACCACUGUGCACUCAAAGCAUGCCUUGUAAAUGCGACGUCGAUUUCAAGGUCUACUCAGUCAACGGCUACGAAAUCGGAAAGAUCACCAAGCAGUGGAGCGGGCUCAUCAAAGAGUACUUCACGAAUGCCGACACCUUCGGCGUCAGUUUUCCGUUGGACAUGGAUGUGCAUGUGAAGGCCGCUCUCAUUGCCGCGACAAUGCUCAUAGACUACAUGUUCUUCGAAGAAGCAUACAAGCAAAGCGAUGACAGAGGACCCGGAAUGAUGCAGUGA